Molecule: messenger RNA, 352 nt
Organism: Centruroides sculpturatus (bark scorpion)
Lineage: Eukaryota; Metazoa; Arthropoda; Arachnida; Scorpiones; Buthidae
Product: tyrosine-protein phosphatase non-receptor type 23-like
Exons: 3
Coding region: 38-352 (104 amino acids)
Biological process (GO): early endosome to late endosome transport; protein transport to vacuole involved in ubiquitin-dependent protein catabolic process via the multivesicular body sorting pathway; endocytic recycling
Cellular component (GO): endosome
Source: RefSeq, a predicted model, not a curated record
AGAAAUAUAACGAGAGGGCGCUAAUUAAUAAAUCAAAAUGGAAGCUGUACCUCGUCUUCCUAUGUUAUCGUGUGAAUUGAAACAAUCUCCGCCUGAAAAUACCGAAUUUGAAUACGCCUUAAAAAAGUACAUUCACACUCAUUAUCACGAAGAUCCUGAGAGUUACAAUAAAGAAAUUAAAGAUUUGGAAGCAUUGAGGCAGUCUGCUUGUAAAGUCCCUCAUGAUUUCACUGGAUGCAGCAUAUUAAAACGUUAUUAUUGUCAACUUGAUUUUCUGCAAAACAGAUUUGUUUUACCUGAAGAAAGACCUGGAUGUGUAGCUUUUACAUGGUAUGAUGUUUUUCAUUUAUAA